Komagataella phaffii GS115 is the source of this 1458-nucleotide messenger RNA. RefSeq names its product Subunit (60 kDa) of TFIID and SAGA complexes. Gene Ontology annotation, biological process: RNA polymerase II preinitiation complex assembly; transcription initiation at RNA polymerase II promoter. Gene Ontology annotation, cellular component: SLIK (SAGA-like) complex; SAGA complex; transcription factor TFIID complex. Gene Ontology annotation, molecular function: RNA polymerase II general transcription initiation factor activity; protein heterodimerization activity; transcription coactivator activity. The transcript has a single exon. Bases 1 to 1458 code for a protein of 485 amino acids. The record is from RefSeq and is a predicted model, not a curated record. Lineage: Eukaryota; Fungi; Ascomycota; Pichiomycetes; Pichiales; Pichiaceae.
AUGUCAAAGAAUUCUCAGAGGUCUUCGAUUCCUACAUCGCAUACGCUAUGGUCUCCUUCGGACACGGUCAAGGAUGCUGCGGAGUCUUUAGGGAUCUUUAAUUUGAAUGAGGAGGCAGCGAAGAACCUGGCAAUGGACAUUGAAUAUAGAAUACACGAGAUAUUGGACCAGGCAUCAAAGUUUAUGCGUCACGGUAAGAGAAGAACUUUACACACUAGCGACAUUGAUAGAGCGUUGAAAGUUUUGAAUCUAGAACCUCUUUAUGGUUACGAUGUCUCCAGACCACUGGUUUUCAAGGAAGCUUUGGUCGGAGCAGGACAGAACCUGUAUUAUGUUGACGACGACGAAGUAGACUUUGAAAAGUUGAUCAACGAACCUCUUCCAAAAGUGCCUAGAUUCAGCACCUUUACAGCGCAUUGGCUAGCUAUUGAGGGUGUUCAACCUGCUAUUCCUCAAAAUCCUUCCCCCAAUGACAUUAAGAAUAUCUUACCCAUCAACAGAGGGUCAAUGGAAAACAUGUUUUCUCUCAUCAAUGAUGAGGUCAAGGAGGACACCAAUGAAGAAUUCACAUCUACAGGUCCCUCUGUCUCAUCUAAUAUUUCUAAUCAAAAGCAAGGACUGGAAGUUAAGCCUUUGGUGAAACAUGUGCUUUCCAGGGAAUUACAACUCUAUUUCGACAAAAUCGUGGAAGUUUUGCUCAAUCAAGAAGAAACAAAGGAAGCAGAACUUUUGCGAAAUAGCGCAUUGCAAUCUGUGCGUGCUGACCCUGGUCUUCACCAACUAGUUCCAUAUUUCAUCCAGUUUAUUUCUGAAACAAUCACAAAGAACUUGAAAAAUAUUUCAUUACUGUCCACGAUGUUGGAGUUGAUAUACUCACUGCUUAUGAAUGAGUCACUCUUUUUGGAACCUUAUGUCCACGCUAUUAUUCCAUGUAUUCUCACUCUUUUACUAGCCAAGAAAAUAGGAAAUGUUGACGACGAAUUACAGAAGCAACAACAACUUGCUCUUCGUGAACUCAGUGCUUCCCUUUUGGAAAGGGUUAUUGAAGAUUUUGGAUCUAGUUACUCAACAUUGAAACCUAGAAUCACAAGGACUCUUCUUCGUGCCUUUGUUUCUGUCAACAACACAACCCCAGGAACCCAAUAUGGGGCACUAUUAGGGCUACGAGGCUUGGGAAGUGAAGUUAUUCGAAUAGUAGUCUUGGGAAAUGUGAUAAACUGGAGCAGCACGUUUUUGGAAAAACUUCAACAGGAAGACCAAGUAUUUUUGAUCGACACACUGAUUGAGACGUUAAGAGUGCUGACUAAGGAGGGUAAACUAGUCAAAGAUAUGAAAACUGAAAAUGGAAUAGAUAAUGAGAGGUUGAAACAGAGAGUGGGUGAUUUAAUAGCUGACAGGAUACAAGCUUGCGACGAUGCUCAGGAUAUAUAUUGGGGAAUAUUUUUUGGUGAGGUAUGA